AUGCCAGCGCCAUCUUUGCAUGUGACACUGGAGCGGCUGGCAGGGCCGCCGCAGACGCUAAAGCUGGUGGGCUGCGAGACCGGUGGUCAGCUUCUCCAACAGUUGGAGCUCAUCGAAGACCGCACGGCGGCCGCGUCGUGGCUCUAUGGUGGCUUUCCGCUGCUGGAGGGGGAGCAGUUGAAGGGGGAGAUUACUCUGAAAGAGGUCCUACCCUGGAGAGAUUGGACGUCUUGGGAUGGAGAUGAACUCUAUCAGAGACGUUUGGAGCAGCUGGCAUCCAAGAACUCCUUGGCAGAGAGACAGCUGCGGACUACACGGAGCCGACCGCCGGAUCUGAGCCUGGUAUGUUGUGGCCAGACCGAGACAGUGUGGCUCUAUGCGAACUCUGAUCAGUUGGCACGCGGAUUUACGAGCUUCACAUGGAGACGGCUGGUCUUAGAGCUGAUGGGCCUCCAGUUCAGUGGCAACAACACUGGCAAGCUGCUUCAGCUCAAACAGACCCAGAGGGACUUGGACAGCUUGGCACAUGCAAGGCAGCAGGCCGGGAUCAUUGAUCCCAAAAGUGAGAGGCUAAAAGUUCAGUGGCCUUUUGGCGAACACUCGCGUGAGGAGGUCCAAGAGGCACUGGCCAAACGGCUUUUGGUGCUGAAAGAGGCGGCGGCAGCGGCCGACUCGAGCGCGACUCCUUCACAGCGUAGAGAGAUGGCGGACUUGCUGUGCAACCUGGGCGUGGUCCUCCUGCUGAAGGCGCCUCCCUCGCUGGAGGAUCUCCAUCGCGCUGUGCAAAUUCUCCAGCAGAGCUCUGAGCUGGAGCCGGAGGCCACGGACACGCAACACUUCCUGGAACGGGCGAAGAUUCUACUGCGCUGCUUGCAGCCAGAGGAUGCAAAAGAGGAAGAGGACGUGGAGGAUUCGGAGGAGGCCGAGGCCGACGUCGACCUCACGCGGCGCCGCCCUCUGUGGCGCGAGAACACGUUGGCACCGGACACCUCGGAGAGUCAUCGGAGUCGACAGCUGCAGCGGAUGUGGCUGAGAACAUCCACUGGGACCUGGUUGUGCAAAUUGCGGCGAGCUCCAGUGGUGAUUUCUUUAAACCCAGAUGAUGCAUCAGCACCAGAUUUGAGCCCUCGAUGUGUGGAAGCCAUGCUCCACAUUUCUUCGAUGCUUCAUGAUGAUAUUCACCAGGUAGGAUCUGGUUUGGCUGGGCUGGUUUGGUUGCUCUUGGAUUAUGGCUUGCGAUGUAAGCGUUCGACCUUCGAAUCUUUGAAGGGAGCCCUGUGCGCAUGUCCUAUGCCAAGCUGCUUGGGGAUCGUUCGGCACUUCCACUAUGACAGGUCCAACCCCGCCCGAGACUUAGAGACUCCAAUGCUUGACUCCUUGGCAUGCAUGCGCUGUGAAGGGCUCUUGGGCAGCUUCCACUAUGGUCAGGAGAUCGAAGCUUUGUGCUUCAAACAUCUUCCUCGUCCAGUGCUCAGCUUGGAAGAUCAGCUCGAGAUCCUUAACCGCCGGGCCAAGCUUCUGGAGAUGCUCAUGGGUAAACCUCCAAGGAACACCAUCUCCAAGUUGCACUUGGUCGACCUGGCCGGCUCCGAGAAGACGGGCAGCGACGAGCGGAAGCAUUUGAAGGAGAACGUCAACAUCAACAAGUCCUUGAGCGCGUUGGGCAACGUGAUCAACGCCUUGAGCUCUGCGAGCUCUGUCGCUGGUGGCGUCAGGCGAAAUGCCUUUGUGCCAUACCGGGACUCCAAGCUGACACGUGUGCUUCAGGAGAGCCUGGGCGGAAACGCCUUUUGCACGAUGAUUGCCACCAUUAGUCCAGCAGCCGUGAAUUCCGAAGAGACCUGGUCGACACUCCAGUAUGCCAAGCGCGCCAAGACCAUCCGCGUGGCGGCGACACGAAACAAAGAGAGUCAACAACGGGAAGAGCUGCAAAGGGAGGUUGAUGAACUGCGGAAGUUUGCACAAGAGGCCUCAUCAACAGAGGAGCUGGAAGCCAGGCACAAGUCAGAGAUUGAGGCCUUGGAAGCUUUCAUGAAGCAGACCUGGGAGGAGAGCACGAUGAUUGUGUGA
Messenger RNA from Durusdinium trenchii, 2070 nucleotides. NCBI's taxonomy places the organism in Eukaryota, Dinophyceae, Suessiales, Symbiodiniaceae. The record is from the annotation of a GenBank genome assembly.